Lathyrus oleraceus (garden pea) is the source of this 1020-nucleotide messenger RNA. RefSeq lists its product as uncharacterized. The record is from RefSeq and is a predicted model, not a curated record. Gene Ontology annotation, molecular function: aspartic-type endopeptidase activity. Bases 1 to 1020 code for a protein of 339 amino acids. Gene Ontology annotation, biological process: proteolysis. The transcript has a single exon. Lineage: Eukaryota; Viridiplantae; Streptophyta; Magnoliopsida; Fabales; Fabaceae.
AUGGUGGAGAGCUUCAUUACAACCAAGAAUCAGCAAAAUAAGGAAUUCAUGAACCAAAACAUUCAUAUAAAUGGACUAAUUACACAAUUGGGCACCAAACUCGAUUAUGUAAUUACCCACAACAAAAUGCUUGAAACCCAGAUAUCUCAAGUGGCAUAUCAACAAGCUACUCAAACUACACCAGGAGGACAAUUUCCUGGACAACCUCAACCUAACCCUAAGGGGCAUGCUAAUGCAAUUGCCCUACAGAGUGAAACUACUUACGAUGAACCCGUAAACCCUAGGUUGAAUAAACCAGAACCCCCUAAGAAAAAUGUUAUGACCACACUCGAGAAACAAUUAGAGGAACUAGUAGAACCUGAGAAACAAAAAAAGGAAGAAGUUAAAGAUAAGGAAGGAGAGAAAGAUACUAAAGUUUACAUACCACCCCCUCCUUACAAACCACCAAUCCCAUUUCCGCAAAGACUUAAGCAAACCAAAUUAGACAACCAAUAUAAAAAGUUUGUAAAAGUGAUUGAGAAACUCCAUGUCGAGAUUCCAUUCACUGAAGCGAUCACCCAAAUACCAUCUUACACAAAGUUCCUUAAGGACAUCCUAACCAACAAACGAAUACUUGAUGAUCCUAAACCCUUAGAAUGCAAUUCUAUUGCUGAAAAUAAACUCGCUAAAAAUGAGAAAGACCUAGGAAGUUUUUCUAUACCUUGUGUUUUAGGAAAUCAUGUUAGCGAUAAAUCACUCCUGGACUUAGGAGCCAGCAUGAGCUUAAUGCCUUUAGCCAUUUGUAAUAGGUUAAACCUAAGAGAAAUGCAACCGACUAGAAUGUCCCUUCAAUUAGCCGAUAGAUCCAUUAAGCAUCCAAUAGGAAUUUUAGAAGACAUCCCAGUUAGGAUUGGCCAACUCUAUAUUCCUACAAAUUUUAUUGUCAUGGACAUUAAAGAAGACGACGGAAUCCCUAUCCUUCUAGGUAGACCCUUCUUAUCAACAACUGAGGCCAUAAUAGAUGUCAAGAAAGGAAAAUGA